Messenger RNA from Magallana angulata, 845 nucleotides. RefSeq lists its product as uncharacterized. Lineage: Eukaryota; Metazoa; Mollusca; Bivalvia; Ostreida; Ostreidae. Gene Ontology annotation, molecular function: hydrolase activity. Gene Ontology annotation, cellular component: mitochondrion; cytoplasm. The record is from RefSeq and is a predicted model, not a curated record. The transcript is spliced from 5 exons. The coding region runs from base 3 to 575 and encodes 190 amino acids.
UGAUGGCUACUUUACGUUCAUUUCUUUUUUCAAAUGCUUUUAAGACCUCUAAUUGGUCCUAUUUAGUUUGUAGAGGCUUCCGAAACAGAUGCUUUGUAAAUUCUUUAAUCCCAUCUGCCAGUGGUAAAUCUUUCAGUCCUAUUCCUGAAAGUAUUUUGAAGUCGAAGAAUUUUAGUACGAGUAGGUCUCUACUGUCUGAUGAGGUAGAAAAGGCCAAAGGAGCAAGAAAGACAGCAGAGCCAACCAUAUUUUCAAAGAUAGUUGAUAAAUCGAUUCCAGCAGAUAUUAUCUAUGAGGAUGAACAGUGCCUGGCUUUCCGUGACGUUUCCCCGCAGGCUCCUGUACAUUUUUUGGUGAUUCCCAAGUCCCCCAUACCGGGCCUCAGUGAUGCCCAGGACACAGAUCUACAGCUAUUGGGACACCUUCUACUGACAGCAAAACGAGUAGCAGAGAGAGAGAACCUCUCCAAUGGAUACAGACUUGUGAUAAACAAUGGAGCUGACGGCGCCCAGUCUGUGUACCACCUCCAUGUCCACGUCCUGGGAGGGAGACAGAUGAGCUGGCCCCCGGGCUGAUGCCAGUAACAGGGGUCAAUAAACGCAAUUGUUUAUAUAUUAUGUAGUUUUCUUGUUAUUACACUGACUGUAGCAAUGAGUAUUAUAUCCUUUUACUUUUUUUAACUAUGUCCAAAAAAUCUCUCUGAAUGCGUGUGCAUUAUUCAGGCUAUUCAGAAUUAAUUUUUCUAGAAAUAAAUUCUGUUCAGAAACAAAUGCUAAACCUCACAGCCAAUGUUUAACUAUUAAAUUUUAAUUUGUUUUGCAUUUGACAGCACCAGUUUCACGAUA